ACCAUCAAGCUUAUUUAUUUUGUUUUGAGUUUUGAACAGUUUAUUUGUUUUGAUUUCCAAAUCUACAAUUUUUUGUUAAGUUUAAAAAAUUGAGUAUGUUUUGAUCUUAGGUGUUGAUAAUGUCUGUAGAUUUGUUAGUUUCUGAACAAUGUGGUUCUACAGAAGAUGUAAUUUCGUAUAUAAAUGAUAACAAUGAAAUUCGGUCGGUGCAUCAAGGUGGAAGUUUUCUCCAUAAUUUUCGAGGCAUAACUGAAUUUUUUAAAGAAGUCCUUCUACCAUACGGAUAUCCCGAAUCAGUUAGCGAGGAUUAUUUAGAAUACCAAAUAUGGGACUCCUUGCAAGCCUUUUGCAGUACGAUUAUAGGAGCUUUCACUACCCGAGCUGUUUUAAAAGGCGUAGGAGUAGGUGACAGUAAUGCUAAUGCUUUGUCAGCAGCUAUUACUUGGAUCAUGAAAGAAGGUACUGGAAUGAUUGGUAGGAUACUUUUUGCAUGGUGGAAAGGAAGCGGUUUAGAUUGUGACUGCAAGAAAUGGAGAUUUUUUGCAGACAUUUUAAAUGACUCAGCAAUGCUAAUAGAAUUAGUUUUACCAUUCUUUAAAUCAUACUCAAUGCACAUUUUAUGUCUUACAUCGGGUAUGAAAUCGAUUGUUGGAAUUACGGGUGGAGCAACUAGAGCUUCUAUAACCCACCAUCAGGCUAUUAAAGAUAAUAUGGCAGAAAUAUCUGCCAAAGAUGGCAGCCAGGAAACAGUUGUAAAUUUGAUUGGUAGUUUUGUCAGCAUUUUUCUAUUAAAUUACUUCACGUCAUCUGUAUCAGAAUGGGCCUUACUCUUAUCUCUCAUGUGUCUACAUCUAUACACAAAUUAUUUAGCAGUAAAAGCACUCAUUUUUAAAACUUUUAACAAGCAAAGAUUGGCACUAGUAUUGAGAACAUAUUUUACAAUUGGUACAGUUUUAAAUCCAUAUAAAAUAAAUGAAAGAGAAGCAGUUCUGUUAGGACAUGGUUUAAAAGUGAAAAGCAUAUGUGGAUUUGAUGUAGUACUGUGCCAUUCAUUGAAGAAGGCUCUGAAAUAUUAUAAGGCUGUUGAUGUAAAAGAGCUUUGUGAUAUAUACAUGAAUAAAAAUUAUUUACUAUUCGUCUGUGGUAAAAAUAGAACCAUAUAUGUUUCAUUAAAAAAUCGGGAAACCACUGAAGAUGUCGUAGCAGCGUAUUUCCAUGCUGUUUGUCUUGGUAUAGCGACCAGUAUUUACAACACAAUUGAAUUAGAUAUAUAUUCGAAAAGACAGUUACAUCAUCCCACUCCUAUAACCAGAUUGUUCACUUAUAUGAAAUCAUAUGAAAAAUUCCAGAAUAAUUUUAGAAACAUUCCAUAUCAUUAUUUGAAAAGUUUUUACGAAUUCGUCAAUCAAGAAAAUGCGAUGUUUUUUACUGCUCUACGCAUCAACGAUAACAAUGAAAUUCGGUCGGUGCACCAAGGUAGAAGUUUUCUGCAUAAUUUUCGAGGCAUAAUUGAUUUUUUUAAAGAAGUCCUUCUGCCAUAUGGAUAUCCCGAAUCAGUUAGUGAAGAUUAUUUAGAAUAUCAAAUAUGGGACACCUUGCAAGCCUUUUGCAGUACAAUUAUAGGAGCUUUCACUACCCGAGCUGUAUUAAAAGGUGUAGGGGUAGGUGACAGUGAUGCUAAUGCUCUGUCUGCGACUAUUACUUGGAUCUUAAAAGAAGGUACCGGAAUGAUCGGUAGGAUACUUUUUGCAUGGUGGAAAGGAAGCGGGUUAGAUUGUGACUGCAAGAAAUGGAGAUUUUUUGCAGACAUUUUAAACGACUCAGCAAUGCUAAUAGAAUUAGUUUUACCAUUCUUCAAAUCAUACUCAAUGUACAUUUUGUGUCUUACGUCAGGUAUGAAAUCAAUUGUUGGAAUCACGGGUGGAGCAACUAGAGCUUCUAUAACCCACCAUCAAGCUAUUAAAGAUAAUAUGGCAGAAAUAUCUGCCAAGGACGGCAGCCAGGAAACCGUUGUGAAUUUAAUUGGUAGUGUUACCAGCAUUUUUCUAUUAAAUUACUUCACGUCAUCUCUAUUAAAAUGGGCCCUAAUCUUAUCUCUCAUGUGUUUACAUCUGUACACAAAUUAUUUAGCAGUAAAAACACUAAUUUUUAAAACUUUUAACAAGCAAAGAAUAGCACUAGUAUUGAAAACAUAUUUUACAAUAGGUACAGUUUUAAAUCCAUGUAAAAUAAAUGAAAGGGAAGCAGUUUUAUUAGGACAAGGAUUAAAAGUGAAAAGCAUAUGUGGAUUUGAUGUAGUACUAUGUCAUUCGUUGAAGGAAGCUCUGAAAUAUUAUAAGGCUGUUGAGGUAAAGAACCUGUGCAAUAUAUACAUGGAUAAAAAGUAUUUACUAUUAGUCUGUAGUAAAAAUAAAACGAUUUAUGUUUCGUUAAAAAAUCGAGAAACUGCCGCAGAUGUGGUAGCAGCGUAUUUCCACGCGGUUUAUCUUGGUAUAGCAACCAGUAUUUACAACAAAAUUGAAUUAGAUAUAUAUUCAAAAAGACAGGUACAUCAUCCCACCUCUAUAACAACAUUGUUCACUUUUAUGGAAUCUUACGAAAAAUUCCAGAACAAUCGUAAAAUAUAUAUUCCCCCGCUUAAUUAUUUCAAAGGUUUUUACAACUUGGCCAAUUCAGAAACUGAGAAGUUUUUUACUGCCCUUCGCAGAAAUGGCUGGAGUAUAAAUUCCCACUGUUUAGCAAUUGGAAAAUAUAGAGUGGAUUGGGAAAAUAAUAAAAAACUUCCCUAAAAUUAUUUUAUAAUUUUUAUACGUUUAUUAUUUAGAAAUAAGUUUCUAUUUUUUAUAAGUAAAAAGAUCUAUUGUAAAAGUAUCUUCAAAAAAGCAAGUGAGAAAAACAAAAAUAGUUAAUAACUUUUUUGCUUUCAGUAAUUUAUUUAACCUGCUAUUCUUAUUUUAUUUU
This is a messenger RNA of Sitophilus oryzae (rice weevil), 2961 nucleotides long. RefSeq names its product RUS1 family protein C16orf58 homolog. The transcript is spliced from 14 exons. The record is from RefSeq and is a predicted model, not a curated record. Bases 120 to 2789 code for a protein of 889 amino acids. Lineage: Eukaryota; Metazoa; Arthropoda; Insecta; Coleoptera; Curculionidae.